This is a messenger RNA of Clarias gariepinus (North African catfish), 2066 nucleotides long. RefSeq names its product perforin-1-like. The record is from RefSeq and is a predicted model, not a curated record. Bases 116 to 1876 code for a protein of 586 amino acids. The transcript has 5 exons. Gene Ontology annotation, biological process: immune response. NCBI's taxonomy places the organism in Eukaryota, Metazoa, Chordata, Actinopteri, Siluriformes, Clariidae. Gene Ontology annotation, cellular component: membrane attack complex.
UAAAAAAGAACAUUUAAAAGGCUGCAAAAGAUUCGGUAAGAAGACCCAUUUAAAGCGCACAGGACAUAUCUGCUCACACACACAUCACGAAAAAGGACACACCCCGAGUCCAGCCAUGCUGCAGACACUUCUGAUUUGGGUCGUCUUUGCAAUGUUUCUCCCUCCAACCAACCAGCAAUGCUUCAGGGCCAAUGAGUCUCAGUGUGCCAAUGUGGACUUCGCUCCAGGAUCUGACCUAGCAGGAGAAGGCUUUGACAUCACCACCCUACAACGGAAAGGGGUCUUCGUCAUCGACAUGAGCUCCUGGCUUCAGAAGGACAAGACCUGCACUCUGUGUAAAAACCGCUACAUGGGAGGUCAAAAGCAGAAGCUUCCAGUUUCUGUGGUGGACUGGAGACCAAGCCAGAAGUGCAACAUGAAGUUGUCUAGCUCUGUCUACCAAUCCAGCGAGGCCCUGGUCAGCUCCAGUGCUUCUUCUGUUGAAAAUAACUGGAAGGUAGGCUUGGACAUAUAUACUCCACAGGUCCAGGGGUCAGUCAUGCUGGUAGGCAGUAACUCCAAGCUGGCUGAAUAUUCAAUGCAGAAAACCAAAAAAGACAAGUUCAGCUUCACCAGUCAUGCUGUCUCAUGUAAAUACUACAGAUACAGGGUUUCAACCCGUCCAGUCCUCCACCCAGAGUUGAAUGAUGAAUUCAAAAGUCUCCCUGACAUUUAUGAUGAGACUACAAAGCACAUCUAUCAGAAGCUGAUUGACACAUUUGGUACUCAUUAUAUCACAAAGGUGAAUCUGGGUGGAGAAAUUAACUCUGUGACCAGCAUCAAGGAGUGCCAGGCGUCCCUUCAGGGUCUGACCGUGGACGAGGUCAAAAUGUGUCUGGGUGUGGAAGCUUCAGUCAGUAAGGGACCUGCUUCACUUAAAACAGAGGCACAUCACUGCAAGCAGACCAAGGACAAGAAGCUGAACCAAAAGAGCUUUGCUAGCAGCUUUAAUGACAGGGAAAGCACUGUGAUUGGUGGCCACACUCAGAGUGUUGACCUGCUCUUCUCAUCCAAUACUGACCCGAACGCCUAUAAGGAGUGGGUCUCAUCUCUGCCUGCUCACCCUGACGUGAUCUCCUACUCGCUUGAGCCUCUUCACAACUUGGUGCUGGAGAAGAAAUCAAUCAAGGUGAAUCUGCGCAACGCCAUCAAGGACUACAUCCUACAGAGGGCUCUGCUGAAAAACUGCACAAGCCCAUGCAAGACCGGUGUGAAGACCAACUCUAAGGAACCGUGCAGUUGCAGCUGCCACAACAGCCCAGAUGUGGCCCUCAACUGCUGCCCCACUCAGAAAGGAUUUGCUCAGAUCAUCGUAACCGUGAUCAGAGCCACGGGUUUAUAUGGAGAUUACUGGACUCAGACAGAUGGAUUUGUCAAGAUCCUCCGCGACAAAAAGCACAAGCUUGCCCAGACGUCUAUGAUCACAGAUAACAAUUCACCCUAUUGGAACGAGGAAUUUAAUCUUGGAACUGAGGACAUUACUCACUUCAGAAGUGUGACACUGGAGGUCUGGGAUGAAGACAGCGAUUCAGAUAAUGACCUUCUCGGGUCGUGCAGCGUUCCACUGAAAUCUGGAGUGAAGCAGGAUGUCUGUACACUCAAUCAUGGAGUCCUGUACUAUAAAGUGCAGGUAAAGUGUGUUCAUGGUUUGGCUGGUUCUUCUUGCUCAGAGUACAUGCCCUCUCCUAUGGAUGCACAGCUGGAGAAAGUGUACGUCUCCCGAAACGCUCGCCCGAUACCCAGAAGCAUGCUACUGAAGAUGGGAGUGCUCCUCGAUGAGCGCAUUCCCCGCUUCAACCAGAGCAACAUCCGCAAAGCUGCAGGUUUUGAAUUGUAGACCAACUGUGUAGCUCGUGAACCUACUGCAUGUUCAUAAAAGCUAUCAUAAUGUUUAAAUUAGAGAAACAGAACAGUUGCAAUGUAUACUGAUGCAUUUUUACUAACCCUUUCCUGCUAAUUUUUGCUGCAUUUAGAUUAUUGGAAACUUAUUAAAGUUUCACAAAGUAAAAUCUUGCUAAAAUGUUUAA